Messenger RNA from Anoplophora glabripennis (Asian longhorned beetle), 981 nucleotides. RefSeq lists its product as uncharacterized. The coding region runs from base 1 to 870 and encodes 289 amino acids. The transcript has 3 exons. The record is from RefSeq and is a predicted model, not a curated record. NCBI's taxonomy places the organism in Eukaryota, Metazoa, Arthropoda, Insecta, Coleoptera, Cerambycidae.
AUGAGUGACCUCUUGCUGAAAUGCGGAAACGAAAGGAACUGGUGGCCUAGAAGGGUGACAGUAAGGGGUGGACAGCUCCAUGUGGCGACUGCACAUGGAGAGGACGGUCCUUCCUCGCUGAAAUUGCCCCUCAGGCACUUGAGUCUUCAAGCUGGACCAUUGCCGAAUAGUCUCUCGCUGUGUAGAGGCCAAAACAUAGUACUGACUUUACAGACUGCUAGCCAACGCGCUUUCGACGAAUGGGUGAAAACGAUUGCCAUUGAACUUAUCCGUCAAACUCCCUUGGAUGCCAUCAAGUACCUGGAUAUUUUGACCAUUGCAGACUGCUGGAAGAGGAGAGAGGAAAGCUACGAAAAAGACUGGAACUUUAACAACUGCGUGUCGGUAGACGCAAAACCCGAAACGAACUGUGGCACUUGUAAAAACCACUGCGAAAAAAUAAACAUUAACAAAACUACAGUUACAGCAAAUGAUAACAGCACUACAAUAUCGAAAAUACCCGAAAGAACUGCUAAAACGGUAGCUAUUGUAGAAGAACAACACGUUGAGGAUUUAUUAAAGAAAUGCCAAAACGUUGAAAACUAUGUACCGGUGAAAGAAAAGCUUUUCCUUUUCGAAUCCCUGUGCAAAUACGGAAGGAAAGUGAGAAGUACGGAGGACGUUUCAUUAAAAGUAGAUACCGGAACGAAACGAGCUAGGUCUUUACACGACUUAACGAAUUUGAAUUCCCACAUUGCAGUUAGAGAAAUCUGCAAAUAUUUUGAGAAAAAGAACUGUUCUCAAGAUGAGAACAACGUUGUAAACUGUAAGACCAGGCCAGAUUUGCAAUUUAACGAUUUAUACAAGUGUCGCAAAGUUUUAACUACAUAAUUUGUGGAUUUGUGAAUGUAUAUAAUUGUGAAUUUAUAUAUAAGUUAUUGUUUAUAAAUUUGAGAUGUUAUAUUGUAGACUUGUUUUUAUUUAUUGUGUAAAUAUCGAUAA